AUGACAAAAACAGAAGUUGAUGAGAAUUAUAUCAAGACUUUGGAAACAAAAUUGCGAAAAUUACGGAGAGACGAAACGCAGUUAAAUUCUAAAGAUAUAUUAAACGGCUUGAGAAGUUACCGAGAAGAUAAGCUUUUCCGUUUGUUAACGACAUCGAGUCAUUGCUUCGAGGAUAACUUUACCGAUCAGCCAAUUGUAACUUCGUAUUUACGACGCAAAUUAGCACCACAAACGGUUGCUGUACAUUGCGGUGAACGCAUUGCUCUGCUUGAAGCCGAUCAAGUGGAAUUACAAAAUUUGAAAGUAAAUGAAGAAGUAGGUUACAUACCUGGAAGAACAUUUAAAAAAAUAGAGAAAAGUGGAUUAGAAGCAAUAAAAAUGAAUUGGAAGGAGAGGAGCUUUAUUCCUGUUCUGUGUUGCAACACAUAUAGUUUACAUCAAUUAUCAGAUCUUAGCGUUAUCUGCGUUACAUUUUGCGGAAAGGUACAUUGGAUGGACAAUACGGAACCAACGGAUUUAGUUGUCUUGUUCAACGAAAGUCUAGAUGAUAAUGAAAAUCUGGAAAUUGUUGCAUCUGAUUGUACAAAACAAAAUAGCAGCGAUGAUGUAGCCAUCCUUGUGACAUGUUGGGUAUUAUUUGAUCAGUUUUGGAUGCCAAAGCGUCAUUUUGCCGCAGUGUUUAAAGCAACAGCUAAUUAUAAAUUCAUUUUAUGCUAUAAGCUAGAACUUGAUAAUGUGCCCUCUUACACUAGAAUAACGGCUGAGGCAGCUGUUGCCAAUAAUGGCCAUUGUUGGCUCAUAUUUACCGCUUCACGUGCUGUUCGUUUAUUUGUUGUCCAGCCCGUAACACUGUCAGUUGAAGAGGUUGAUUCUGUUGGUGAUAUCUAUCCAGGACUUGAUUUGGGCGAUCUACCAGGUUCUGCUAUCAGAUCAAAUUGUCUUCAAACAUCGACAUAUCGAUGGUCUGCACUUGGUUUUGAUACAGGUUAUGUGAUUGUAACAGCUUUAUCCAUGGGAACAAAUUUUAUAGAGGACAGAAGUAAAUUGAAAUUUUCUGGUGCCAUAUCAGUUCUAUUAAUUUUACAACACGUUGGACGAGAGGAUAAGAUUUCGAUACUAGUAUCUUCAACAUUAGGGCCAGCAGCUGUGUGGAUGCUAUCUCUAUCUCCGGAUAAAAGUCAUUUUGAAUGGAAAAGGAUAAAGGUAUUGGAAGAUACGCGUGGCCAUGAUGCCAUUGUAUGCUCUGCAUCCAGUGAUGAAUUGAUUGCUAUUGGAGCAUAUGGUGGUGUCAUUUUGCUAUACAAACGAACAGAUCUCUUAUCUGAUGAUCAUUACGCAGCUCCUUGCUCAAUUAUCGAAAUGCAUGUGUCGGUGAUAUCAAUGAUUUUUCUCAGGAAUGAUAUGUUAGCAGUUCUAACAACCAGUGGUUUGCACAUCGUCCAUCGGUCAGAUCGAUAA
Messenger RNA from Cercopithifilaria johnstoni, 1458 nucleotides. NCBI's taxonomy places the organism in Eukaryota, Metazoa, Nematoda, Chromadorea, Rhabditida, Onchocercidae. The record is from the annotation of a GenBank genome assembly.